CGUGUAGAAAGACAAUCGAAUUUUAUAUUUCUUUACUUUUCUUUUGAAAUAAACAACCUACACAAGUUCUCACGAAUUCUUUCGUCUAUAUUAUAUUUUGCUUUAUUUUCUCCCCACAACAUUUUUUUUCGUGAACUACAAUGAACUCUCCUGCUGACUUGUUUCCCGCUGGUUUGACCCCUGUUCCUGAGGAGGCUACCUUGUCCCCCAUGUCUGCGGAUGAAUUAUUCUCUGACUUGAGUGAGCCCGUCCUCUUUCCGGAUGCUGCCCCUGGUUUUGGUUCCGUUUCUGGUUCUGGUUCCCCUCCCGUUGGUAGAGAAGUAGCAACUGCUUCCUCCUGUGUGGCCGUUCUCAAGGCUGAAUUGGGCAACCACAUCGAGGCCUUCAGCGCUGCUCAUGUAGCAAACAAUGAGCAAGCAGCUGAUGAUGCACUCCGCAGGAUCGAGCGCACAAGAUUGGCAAUCACUAGCCUUGAAAAGUGCAGCGAGAUGCUUGCCUCUCCUGGUACAAACACAGAGAGAGCUGGCCGUGAAGGAGGGUUGACUCUCAACAGAAGAGAUCUUCCCAAAUUCCAAUUGGCCUCCAGUAUUAUUAAGCCCUUCCCAAAUGAAGAGGUUUUUGAAUCAGUUGGACAUUUCCUACGUACCUUCAAGAAUGUGAUCGAGUCUUCUUCCUUGGACAUCGAGAGAGUUUGGAAGAAAUUCCUCCCACUUUGCCUGCCUCACACUGAUGACGGAUGGGUAGAGAUGGAUCUUAAGAAGUGUAUUGAUUGGAAGGCGGCGAAAUCAUGCUUCAACAAAAGACAUGGUUCCAGCUUGGUGUCUCGGCGAUUCACAGACCAGGUCUUUACAAUGAUGAUGAAGAACACUGAGUCCAUCGGUGAUUACUCGAAGAAGUUCCUCCGUGCGGUUUACAAUGCUGGUUUACCCAAAGACGAUGCUCGCAUCGCUGAUCGCUUCCUUGCCUCGCUGACCUUAUCAGUGCAAACACUGGUAAGAGUUACCAUGGCCCGCUCUGGUCCCAAUGGGGAGUCCAAGCGUGAUUGGACUGUAGAGCAGAUCACGCAGAUCGGCAGAGACAUCCUUGGGGAUGACAACAGGCUCUAUGCUGAGGCGACCCGAUUGAUUCCUGGUUCCCGUGGGCAACCUGAGAAGAAUAACGAGGAACAUCCCAGAAAGAAGCUUCACCACUCCAACAAGAUAACCAAGCAUGAGAAGACAUUUUUCUGCUCGCACCAUGGAAAAAACCCGACCCAUGAGUCCAGCAAGUGUUUUACCUUGAUCAACCGCAAGAACAAAGCCAAUCUCACUUUGCGUUUAGUAGCUGAGGGGCCUCGGGAUCAAAGACGGUACAAUGCUCCAACUGCAAGUGAAAUAGCAGUUCUUAUUAUGAAUAAUGAAGAGGGUACUUCAAGAGACAUUGUGCUGCACACCAGAGCCAACUUCCAACAGAACAUCAAUGAGUACCACCGAUCUUAUGAUGCUUUACACUAUGUGCUACUCUUUCCACAUGGUGAAGAUGGUUGGACCAUUGAUGCCAGCUCAUUGUCAGGAGAGCAUGUCACAGUAAUGCAAUGGUACUCAAACCGUUUGAUGUAUCGACGCAACACACAGCACCUCCUCCAUCUUUUUGGCCGUCUCUUUCAACAAUAUAUUGUUGAUAUGUAUGCCAAAGUUGAGCACGAUCGGCUGCACUUCAUCACCAGCAAUCAAAAUCGUCUCCGUGUAGAUCUUUAUAGUGGAAUUCAGGAUGCUGUUAUCCAUAACGAUUAUGGGACGGGAAAGACAUUUGUCUUUAAUGCCUUGCUUCAAAAAACUCGCCAACAAGGAAAAAUUGCUCUUGCAGUAGCAACAAGUGGAAUUGCUGCAUUGCUGCUAGACGUUCGUCUUGCAUUCGCAAUGACAAUAAACAAGUCACAAGGUCAAACUCUUGAGAGUGUUGGAUUAUAUCUCCCUGCCCCAGUAUUCUCCCAUGGCCAGCUGUAUGUUGCUCUAUCCCGGGUCAGAAAACCUUCUACAAUCAAGAUAAUGCUUGAUACACCAGCAAACUCCAACGAAACGGCAAAUACUGUAUUUACAGACAAUGUUGUAUUUAAGGAAGUCUUUGACAUUUAG
Phycomyces blakesleeanus NRRL 1555(-) is the source of this 2114-nucleotide messenger RNA. RefSeq lists its product as hypothetical. The record is from RefSeq and is a predicted model, not a curated record. NCBI's taxonomy places the organism in Eukaryota, Fungi, Mucoromycota, Mucoromycetes, Mucorales, Phycomycetaceae. Bases 141 to 2114 code for a protein of 657 amino acids. Gene Ontology annotation, biological process: telomere maintenance; DNA repair. Gene Ontology annotation, molecular function: DNA helicase activity. The transcript has 4 exons.